Molecule: messenger RNA, 2532 nt
Organism: Aspergillus ibericus CBS 121593
Lineage: Eukaryota; Fungi; Ascomycota; Eurotiomycetes; Eurotiales; Aspergillaceae
Product: putative SNF2 family helicase/ATPase PasG
Exons: 4
Coding region: 1-2532 (843 amino acids)
Biological process (GO): pericentric heterochromatin formation; lymphocyte proliferation; negative regulation of gene expression via chromosomal CpG island methylation
Cellular component (GO): pericentric heterochromatin; nucleus
Molecular function (GO): ATP-dependent chromatin remodeler activity; chromatin binding; ATP binding
Source: RefSeq, a predicted model, not a curated record
AUGGAGCUCGAGGAGGAUAUCGAGGGGAUGGAUGUCAAGGCGAAGGCGCUGAUGCAUCUUUUGAAUACUAGUGAGGUUUUCGUUGCCAUCAUGGCAGAUAAAAUGAAGAAGCAGCAGGAGGAGGCAAGGCUGGAAGCGGCAAGGCAGCAAGAGCAGCUGCAGAAACCGGAAAAGAAGGCGGCGCCCAAGUCGAGGGCUGCUGCGGAGCCGAUUGGACGGCGACAGACGCGCACGAGUGCGAGGCAAUUGGCAACAACGGUAACGGAGGUUCCGGCGGAGGAGGCGAAGAAGGAAGAGGAAACAGAGACGACAAAGACGAGGAGGGGCCGGGGAAGGAAGCCGGCCGCUGCGGCGACGAAUGGGAAUACCAUCUCGAGCUACUUUAAGAAGGCGGAUGUGAAAGUCGACGAGGAGAAGCCGACGGUUCGGGAGGCGUUGGAGCAUGCUGCAGAUGAGUAUGAGGCGAAUCCGACGGCGCUGGGUGGUCAAGAAUUGGUUGCUACACAGCAGCCCGAAUUGGUGACUGGGGGCAAGAUGAAAGAGUAUCAGUUGGAGGGCUUAGAGUGGCUCAAGUCGCUUUGGAUGAACGGACUGUGUGGCAUCUUAGCGGAUGAGAUGGGUCUUGGAAAGACUGUUCAAGCUAUCUCGUUAAUCGCUUUCUUCAAGGAGAAGAAUGUUUCUGGACCCUUCCUGAUCGCUGCGCCGUUGAGUACAGUGAGCAAUUGGGUGGACGAGUUUGCAAAGUGGACGCCUGAGAUCAAGACAGUCUUGUACCAUGGCUCCAGGGAUGAACGUGCAGAAAUCAGGCGGAAGUUCAUGAAUAUCAAGGACCAGCGAAGCUCGGAUUUCCCGGUUGUUUGCACUUCCUAUGAGAUUUGCAUGAACGACCGGAAGUUCCUGGCGCAGUAUCAGUGGCGGUAUAUUAUCGUCGACGAAGGCCAUCGCUUGAAGAACAUGAACUGCAAGUUGAUCAAAGAGCUGCUCACCUACAAUUCCGCCAACAGACUGCUCAUCACGGGCACGCCGUUGCAAAACAACAUUACCGAACUCUGGUCGCUUCUGCACUUCCUGCUGCCGGAGAUCUUCAACGACCUCCGUAGUUUUCAGAGCUGGUUUGACUUUUCAUCCAUGUUGGAUAACAAUGGUCAGACGGAUGUCAUGGAGCGUCGGAAGCGCACUCUGGUCUCCACGAUGCACUCGAUCUUGAAGCCUUUCCUCCUCCGUCGGGUGAAGACUGACGUCGAAACAUCGCUGCCAAAGAAGCGAGAAUACAUCCUGUAUGCGCCCUUGACUACAGAACAAAAGGAUCUCUACCGCGAAAUUCUCAAUGGCACUGGCCGCCAGUACCUCGAGGAGAAAGCCACAGAACGCCUCUUGGCCAAGAGUGGAAGAGUCUCGCGAUCUCAAAGCCUGAAACGCAGCGCCGAUACCAGUGAAGCUUCGUCUCCAAACAAGAGUCUCAAGUCUAGUCGUUCUUCCACACCAGCAAGGUCACUACUCACGCCCCGGAGACGCGGCAAGGUGUCAAGCUAUACGGAAAUCAGUGACCGCGAGUUCAACGCAAGACUGCGUCGACUCGAGCAAGGAGUGGAAGAAGACUUGGACAUCGCCGAACCCAGCGAGACAGAGCAGGAGGAGCAGGAGAGAGCCAAAACCAUUCGACUUGCCAAGAGGGAAAUUGCGCAAAAGAAGAUGCAAAACCCAGUGAUGCAAGCACGACUCGCCUGCAACUCGCCUCACAACUUCUACUGGCCUUGGAUGGACGACCCGACCUCCAUCGACGAAACCCUCGUGACAGCCUCCGGUAAAAUGCUGCUCUUGGACCGGCUCGUCCCCUGCCUCAUCUCGAAAGGCCAUAAGAUCCUUAUCUUUUCGCAAUUUAAAACCCAGCUCGACAUCCUCCAAGACUGGGCCACGCAGCUCCGCAACUGGAACUGCUGCCGAAUCGACGGCGCCGUGAGCCAAGAAUCCCGUCGCGCCCAGAUCAAAUCCUUCAACACCGACCCAUCCUAUAAGCUCUUCCUCCUUAGCACCCGCGCGGGCGGCCAAGGCAUCAACCUCAUGGCCGCCGACACCGUCAUCCUCUUCGACUCGGACUGGAACCCACAGCAAGACCUGCAAGCCCAGGACCGCGCCCACCGCAUCGGCCAAACCAAGCCCGUCAUCGUCUACCGCCUCGCGACCAAGGGCACCGUGGAACAAACCUUACUCGAGAAAGCAGACUCGAAGCGUCGUCUUGAGCGCCUCGUCAUCCAAAAGGGCAAAUUCCGCAGUCUGCUUGAUUCCGGCCUCAGUCAUACCGAUAUUGAUGAUUUGAAGAAAGCCCUCGGACAGGACGAAUAUGAACGUUUCGAGACGGGUGCUGAUCCAUCUGCCCUACUGUCACAGAAGGAUCUGGAUAUCUUGACGGAUCGGAGUGAGGAAGCGUAUGUCCGUGCCGAGAAGGGGUUGGAUACCACCGGCCGGGCUUUUAUGGCUGUGGAGACGAAGAGGGGUGGGGAUGGCAUGAUGGCGCAGAUUAUUGGGAAGUGA